UAAAAUAUCUUUUUUUUUUUAGGAAAGUAAAACAAAAUAUCUACUCCAUGAAACACCCCUCCCAAGUCCCAACUCCAACCUUCAAUUCAAAGCCCCAUAAGUAUCACCAAGUAAUGAUUUUCCUCAAGCUUUCUCAUCACCAAUCAACCUAGUAAAUACCACCUUAACCCCUCUUUCUUCCUUUUCUUCUUAAACAAAAAGGAGUGGGGAGAGAGACAGAGACAGAGACAGAGACAGAGAAAAAAUGUCUGUCAUAGCAGCGAAUGCUCAAAUUCUGUACAGGGAAUUUCACCACCGAGACCAACAGCAGCAGUAUUCAAUGAGCAGUGGGAGAUUUUUGAUUUUGCAAAGAAGUUGUUCGUCUGGGUAUUGGGUUGAUAGAAGAAACAGAGAGUGCAAGAAGAGUUUGAGAAGAGACAUUAGAGUGGAUGCGUUUUGGCCAGACUUGUCAAGACCCACAACUGUUGAGAUGGAACACAUCAACGAUAGUGAUCACCUUGAUCAGAUUCUACUCCUAGCACAAAAGCACUCCGAACCCAUUAUCAUCGACUGGAUGGCUACUUGGUGCCGCAAAUGCAUCUACUUGAAGCCUAAGUUGGAGAAAUUGGCUGCUGAGCUUGAUACCAAGGCCAAAUUUUAUUGGGUGGAUGUCAACAAGGUACCUCAAACUCUAGUCAAGCGGGGAAACAUCUCUAAGAUGCCAACAAUUCAGCUAUGGAAAGAUGGAGAGAUGAAAGCAGAAGUAAUAGGAGGGCAUAAGGCCUGGCUUGUGGUUGAUGAAGUGAGAGAAAUGAUCCAAAAGUUUGUCUAACUUACUCUUGGCACUUCUCUCUUUUUACAAAUUCUUGUUUAUAUUUUUUCCCUCUUAUAUUGCAGUCAUGCGUAUAUCAUAUGGUACAGUAUUAUUUCCUUCCCUAUAGUCUAUAACGGGUACUUUGAGGGAUGAAAUCUAACUUUUUUGCCCAUUGCAUUCCGUGUCACCACCUUGGAUGUUUCAAUUUUGAGACAAUUGGCACCUUCUCAUCUUAUAAGUUCUAGGGGAAAGAUGAAGUCGUAGGUCUAAGACUCAUUAAAUGUAUGUACAACUUAUUAAUAAUUACUAUU
Messenger RNA from Quercus robur (English oak), 1104 nucleotides. Its product is annotated as thioredoxin-like 3-1, chloroplastic. Lineage: Eukaryota; Viridiplantae; Streptophyta; Magnoliopsida; Fagales; Fagaceae. The transcript has 5 exons. Gene Ontology annotation, cellular component: chloroplast stroma. The record is from RefSeq and is a predicted model, not a curated record. The coding region runs from base 245 to 811 and encodes 188 amino acids.